AUGCACUAACAUCGUCACUGUCUGCCCGUCGUCACCACCUCCCACUACCUCGUACUUCGCACGUACCUACCAGCGAACCUCACCGCCGGCAAAACGACGGCCGCAUCCCGACGACCACACCAUCCACGCCAAGCGCCCAUUGACAGUCACGCCUCGACUGCCGUGACCCUUCCCUCCCGACAAAGGGCAUUCACACGGGCCGCCGACGACUUGGGCCAGCAGCUGCUGCUGCAACAGCUCACCAUGUCUUCAUCCCUCCCCGCGGAGCUGGCCGCCACGGUCCAGGCUGGCCACAUCCGGACCGACCCUGACCCCAGGCUCGACUUGGCCCCGUCUACCGCCGCCGAGAAGAGAGUGCCCGUCACUCUGGAGAGCUCCCGGUACAGUGACAUGGGCGACGCGCUACCCGACAUCGACGACGGCGUCGAUGACGAGGACGAGGACGAGGACGAAGAGGACGAGAUUCCCUACAGCGUUCUCCGCCCCGCCCCGCGGAAGCACAACCUCCCGCCCCUGCCCGACUUGCGCUUCGAGCAGAGCUAUCUCCACAGCAUAGCAAAUGCCGACACCUGGUGGAAGGUGUCGUUGAUUACGAUGCGAGAUCAGGUCGUCAUGCCCCUAGCUCAAGGCCUGAUAUACAACCUUCUCCUCUGUGGUUGGCAACAUUGGAAUCGCAACGCGAGGUUACACGGCAACACAGUGGGCGCCAGGGUGCGAAGGUGGUGGUACGGUGUCAAUAAAUGGGCAAUACCAAAUCAGAGGAGCAGAUUCUCAUAACCAGCCAACACCUGAAAUGGUGUCGCGGGGUGCGUCUGUAUUGCUUCUCUGUCAUGUUACAUAGGACGCCAUCAACAUGACCGCCGGCAUGAAUGUUGCCAGCGGCGCCAUGUUGCAAUAUCCACGGGCAGUAAGGGCUCCAUAUACCCUUGCGAUGGUCCAAAGCAGCCCUCCCCAGCCUCGGACGAGUUUACGCGUGCAAAGCCCCUGUGUCCCCCCAAAGUGACACCUCCAACGCGUUCUCGAAAGCGAGACCCUCUAUACCGUACCGUACGCCAUCGUCCUGAGACCCAACUCCAAAGCCAUCAUCAGUACCAUUACAUUUACUCC
Molecule: messenger RNA, 1107 nt
Organism: Purpureocillium takamizusanense
Lineage: Eukaryota; Fungi; Ascomycota; Sordariomycetes; Hypocreales; Ophiocordycipitaceae
Exons: 2
Coding region: 244-777 (177 amino acids)
Biological process (GO): mitophagy
Molecular function (GO): mitochondrion autophagosome adaptor activity
Source: RefSeq, a predicted model, not a curated record